AUGGAUCCCAUCAGUACCAUCUUUUGUAGAAAUCCAUCAAAGGAAGCUUUUCUAAUGUUCCUACAGGAAAGAAUUCAUCAACAUACCUACUCAUCAUCUUCAAACGGUUUGUUUAGUAAGAGAUUGGACGUGGACUCUAUCAGAGAGUUACGAAACAAGUUUAUAGAAAAGACUUUCCUCAAAGCUUCCUCAUCGUCAUCUUUAGAAGGUGGUGCUCGUGUUACCUUUCCAUCAUCAUUGAAAACAAGAGAAAAGAAGACUGACUUUCUCCUUCAAAUUUGCAACAUGACUAUUGAGAAUAAUUUAAAGGAUGAGAAUGUAGCCAAUUAUUCGGACAAGUUUUUUGGUUCCUUUCUGAAAUGUUCGUUGGCAACUCUUGAAGCUGCUGAUAAAGUGUCUUUACCACUCUCCAUUCAAGAAACUUCUGUGGAGAAGGAUAUUACCAUUGCAAAGAGGAUUAUCGGAGCAUGUUAUAGAAAUGUUCUAAUUCUCUACUUUAUUCAAAUUAUAUUUGCUUCUGGUGUAUCAUCCAUUAGUCAGCAACAACAAGUGGAGAAUCCUGACUCUUCAUCCAAUACUUUAUGUGACCUCCUUGAUGAAUGUAAUUGUGAAAGAGUAUGA
Molecule: messenger RNA, 621 nt
Organism: Naegleria gruberi
Lineage: Eukaryota; Heterolobosea; Eutetramitea; Acrasida; Naegleriidae
Exons: 2
Coding region: 1-621 (206 amino acids)
Source: RefSeq, a predicted model, not a curated record